This is a messenger RNA of Cuscuta campestris, 660 nucleotides long. The record is from the annotation of a GenBank genome assembly. Lineage: Eukaryota; Viridiplantae; Streptophyta; Magnoliopsida; Solanales; Convolvulaceae.
AAUUAAUAUAAUGAAUAUAUGCAGGUAUCGAAUUAAGGCAAGAGUGAACGAUGCAACAGAUAGUGCGACUUUUGUGAUAUUUGAGAGCGUUGGAUGUUUGUUGUUGCAUAAGUCCUGCUCCGAGAUGCUGAAGUUCUGUGAGGGUGUGCCAGGAGGAUGUGAGCAACUAGAUGUGUUCAAACAAAUGCUGCUUGAAAAGUCAUUUAUCUUUAAGGUUGAAGUCAAGACCGCAAACUUCAAUGAUUUUGAACCUUCCUACAAUGUGAAUGACAUAUGCUUUAAUGACCGGAUCAUUGCAAAAUUUAUGGAGUUGCACUCUUCAUUUUUCUCUCCUCAGACUGAUAAGACUAUCGGGUAUUCAACUGAUGGGAAGACAAACACACAAGUCCUUCCAGUUGAUAACGUAUCGUCUUGCGUAAAGUCAUCUGACACAACGUGAAGAUGAUGUGAUCAAUCUUACUCCCAUGAAAAGAAUGCAAGAUGAAUUGUAUAACGUUGGAGAUGGAGAUGACUCCGUCAACAAGAUGAGGAGUGUCAAGAUUGAAAAAAUUUAGUCCUUAUUGUUCUUUCGCCGUUAGAGUAUUCUAAGUUAAUUGUUGGAUUUCAUUACUAUAUACUUUAAGUUUUAUUUUAAUAUUUGCAUAAAUAAUGUUGUUGGUU